AUGAUAACGAGAAAUCUUUUGAAAGUGACAGCCCUCCGGGAGCACUGGGAUGAGGCGAAUGCACGUGUGCUCCAACGCAAAGCGCAGCUUGACGCCAUGCUUGGCGACUCGCAGCGAUAUGAAGCAAGGAGACGAGACGCUGACGCCUGGCUUUCUCGUAUGGAGGCGCGACUGGCCGCCAUGACACCUCCAGGACAUACCGCCGAUGUCCUGGAAAUGCAACUUAGAGAGCAAAAGUCGUUCCACGCUGAGGUGCACCAGUACAAGCACCAGAUCGAGCUGUUCGGGCAGCUGACCCAGCGGCUGAUCGCGGUGUACCGCAACGACGACACCACGCGCAUCAAGCGCGCCACCGAAUCAAUCAAUCAUCGAUACAAUGAGCUAAACAACAGUAUUGUGGCUCGCGGGAAGGCUUUACAUUCUGCUGUAUCAUCACUGCAGAAUUUCGAUCGUUCGCUGGAGAAGUUCGUUGCUUGGCUGAGUGAAGCUGAAUCACUGCUAGAUGCGGCGGAGCGUGAUCCUCAUCUGCUAAAGGUAAUCGAACCCCUGCAAUUAUACAUAUCUGGUAACGAGAUACGAGAGUUCCUAACAAAACAAGUAGUUUCACUCAACAUAAAUUGGAACUAA
Messenger RNA from Parnassius apollo (apollo), 627 nucleotides. NCBI's taxonomy places the organism in Eukaryota, Metazoa, Arthropoda, Insecta, Lepidoptera, Papilionidae. The record is from the annotation of a GenBank genome assembly.